This is a messenger RNA of Trypanosoma theileri, 2535 nucleotides long. RefSeq lists its product as uncharacterized. Bases 1 to 2535 code for a protein of 844 amino acids. The record is from RefSeq and is a predicted model, not a curated record. The transcript has a single exon. Lineage: Eukaryota; Euglenozoa; Kinetoplastea; Trypanosomatida; Trypanosomatidae.
AUGGCGAGUGAGUCACCGUCAAAUGAGUGGGAAACCCCAACAGCGGCCGGUGCUGUUCCACCAACUGGUGUCUAUGGCGCCAGUCGCAUUCCUGGCACGUAUCUCAAGACAAUGACGGGUGUACAAAGAGGAGAGGAACUCUUUCAUCGUCCAGAGUUGGAACGUCCUUGGCGAACAACAAGUGCACAAAAGCAUGCAAUGGCAUUAGCCUUAAAAGAAAAAGAGAUUGAGGAACUUAUACGGAAAUGUUCAUCCUUACGAACACAGCUCGGAAAUGCGAAACAUGAUUCCAAGUACUUGGAGUACGCUGUGAAUGAAAAGGCCAAGAGUCAAAUAGCAGAGAUGCAAAAAGAGAUGGAUCAACUAAAGGAAUCAUUAGCGACUGAAAAGAAAGAAAAAGAGGAAUUGAAAAUAUCUACAGAGCAUCAAAUUCGCUUACUAAGGACACAACAAGAAAAGGAUUUAACACAUCUACGUAAUGAGACACGUUUGUUAAAUACUAGAUGCGAAGAACUUACUAGAAUCUAUCAGCAACAAGUAGAUGAUGUUAAAAAAGCGGCAGCACGAGAACUGGAACAUGUAGAGAAAUUAUGUAAUGGUAGAGCAGAAGAAAUGGUAAAUGAGUUAAGAGCUGCACGUGAAAAUCAUAAAGCAGCGGAGGAACGUAGUGCAGCAGAAGUGGCAGCCUCUAAAAAUCUUCUUCAUCGCAUUGAAACUGAUUAUAAGGAACGUAUUCGCGCAGCUGAAGAACGUGUAGACGAAGUACGUACAAGAUUAGAAGCAGAGAACAAAAAACUUGGAGAAGAACUUACUGCCGCCCGAAAAGAUUCUCGUCAUGCCACAGAGCAGCUAUCUGUGGCUCUUGCGAACCAGGAAGAUAUACUGGUACAUUUUAAACAAUGGGAUGCGUAUAUUCUUCGCAUGUUGGAUGCUUUCUACACUAAAUUUAUGGAAACUGCACCGGAACAGGCUGUAGAGCCACAUGACCCAGAGUUGAUUGAGGCACCUUCAUUGUACGGCCCAAGAACUCUUCUGGAAGAUCCUAUGGCAAAGGUGACAUUGGAACGAAUUGUACAUCGUCUCAUUCAAUUAAAACACACAAAACUUGAUGAAAUUCAACGUCCAUCUAAUGAAGAACCAAAUUUGGGAGCUGUAUUUGAUGAUUUGAGUAUGAAACAAGAACGUCUUUCAAGGGCAUUUAGGGAAAUUGAAGAGAAGUGUUUAGAGACGAAGCAGUUUCUUAAUAGAACUCUAUCACGUCUUUAUUUUUUCAGUGAUGACCUUGAAGAUGCGGUGGGAAAUAUGGGAUCUGUUGAACCCCCACAAAAGAAUGUCAUAUUUGUAUGUUUAGGUGUUUUUAAAGGAAAUCAUUUGUGGGCUGAAGAUGAGGAAACAGCACGAGCUUCUGUAGCUCUUAUGAAUACGGCGAUACGACCCAAAAUGGUGGAAUAUGGAGGUUAUGAAUGUUUCAGUGAUGGUACAUCCAUGCUUUUAGCCUUUGAUGACCCUAUUGCUGCUUGUCGUUUUGGUGUAGAGUCACAAUCAUGGUUAAUGAAUUUACCUUGGCCAAAAUCCCUUUUACGAGUUCCUUGGGGUAUGGAAGAGUAUAGUAUAGAUAAUACCUUGUUAUUUCGUGGGUUACGUCUAUCCAUGGCUAUUCAUACAGGUGAUACGUUUGUGGAGCCAAGUGGUAUACCAUCUGGGGAUUCAUAUCGUUGUCAUUAUUAUGGUCGGGCGGUUUCUCAAGUUAUUCACGCCUGUUCCUUGGCACAAGGAGGACAAGUUAUUGUGACAGAGUCUGUAUGGGAUCUUUGUGCUCCUCGACAACAUGAACUGGGUGCUUGUGUUAUGCGUGAAUUGGGAAAGUAUCCUAUUGUUUCCUUCAAUAAGGAAAAGAAUUCGUAUGAGGAUGAACCCUUGUUUUUACAUCAAAUUUUACCGCAACGGUUAAAAGACCGUAUGUUUAAAGAAAUCGUUGUAGAUGAGGCGACCCAUGUAUUAUCUAUUGCAAAAAUGCGACGAUCUAUUUUAUCGGUUGAGAUUGAGGGUGUAGAGAGACGUCGUUCAUCUCUCAAAGAAAUCAUCAAUUUAGCAGAUGAGGAACUCAUGUCGGUGGAUCGUUGUAUUCACGCCCUUAUGCAAAAAUCUCGGGAGGUAAAAUCAUACUUUCACUUACUUCCACCUACCGAAAUGGUAACACAGAUGGAUGAUUUAUAUGCUCUCAUGGAAAAGAUUGCAGCUCGAGCCUCCGAUUUACGGGGUGAUCUUCGUAGUAUGGAUCACAUGCAUGAGGAAUUGGCCGUACAGACAAGAGGCUUGAGAGAGUACUGCUCACAUCAUGCGUCUGCAGCAUCUCGUGAGGAGGAACUGCAGCUUCGAGCAGAAUUAAUGCAAUCACACUUUGAAGUACGAAUGCGUGAGAUUGGUCAACAACACAUAGAACAAAUAGAGCGGCUUCAACGAGAACUGCGUGAGCGUGAUCAAUUGAUCCAAAAACUCUUUAGGGAGUUGCAGCAUUCUCAAAAACAGUCCUAA